AUGACAUUGUACCCUCGAUACUUUGGGACAAAUCCUCUUCCCAUGCAUACGUAUCUCUGCAUCAGACACGGAUUUCUCAGGCGCUUCUCUUUUCCUGCAACAGUAAAAAUCGCCAUUGAUAAACCAGUUUCAUGCUCAGAACAAUACUACUAUACCAAUCUUUUGAGUUCUUGCAAGAAUUUAAGCUCUUUGAAACAAAUUCAUGGUCGUUUGAUUGCUCUAGGCCUUGAAUCAGACCAUUCAUUAGAGGCAAAGCUCCUUAAUUUAUAUUCAGUUUAUCAUGGAUCAGUUGGGGGUCGCCUAAUCUUUGAUUUUUCGAAAACCCCAACUGUUAUUUUAUGGAAUUCCAUGAUCAAAGUUUAUAACAAGAGUAAUUUGUACAGAGAAGCUCUGGUUUUGUAUACUGAUAUGCUAAAACAGGCCAUUGAGCCUGAUAAUUACACUUUUCCCUUUGUAUUGAAGGCAUGUACUGGAAGUUUGUGUUUGGAAAUGGGUUUUUCUCUUCAUGGGGAGGUUGUUAAGAGAGGAUUUGGACUAGAUGGUUACAUUUGCACUGGCCUAAUUGAUAUGUACUGUAAAUUUGGUUACACCGAAUUCGCGAGAGAAGUGUUUAAUAAAAUGAGUGAGAGAGAUGUGGUGGCUUGGAAUGCGAUGAUUUCUGGUUAUUCACAAGUUGGUGAUCCUAAAGAAGCGUUGAAAGUGUUUAGAGAGAUGCAAAUGGUGGGCAUUGAGGCCAAUUCAGUGAGUUUAUUGAACCUGUUUCCUUCAGUGUGCUGGUUAUCUAGUCUUGUGCUGUGUAAAUGUUUGCAUUGUUUUGCCAUCAAAAGAGAGUUCGAGCUUUCGGUUUUUAAUGGGUUGAUCGAUCUCUAUGCAAAAUGUGGAAACGUGGAAGCUUCUCGUCGAAUCUUUGAUAGACUUUUGAAGAGAGAUGAUGUUUCUUGGGGCUCCUUAAUUUCUGCUUAUUCUCAGAAUGGGUAUAGUGUUGAGGCUUUGGAGAUUUUCGGUGUGUUAAAAAGAGAUAAAGUGAGGCUUAAUCAAGUGCAGAUAGUUGGGGCUCUUUUGGCAGCAACUGAUCUGAGAGAUAUUGAGAAAGGGAAGGAAAUCCAUGAUUACUUGAUUCAAAGGGGAACUAGUUUGGAUAUUGAGGUAAGCACCACACUUAUAACAAUGUAUGCUAAGUGUGGAAACCUCAAUCUGGCAAAGGAAUUGUUUAAUGGUAUUGAAAAUGGAGAUUUGGUAGCUUGGAGUGCUAUGAUAUCUGCUCUUGCUCAUGGUGAGCAUCCCAAUGAAGCAUUGCAGUUUUUCAGAGAAAUGCAAAAUGUGAAUUUAAAGCCAAAUCGUGUGACUAUAGUAAGUGUUCUUCCUUCUUGUGCAGAGAUAUCAGCUUUGAAGCUAGGCAAGAGUAUUCAUGGCUAUGUUAUGAAAGUUGACAUGGGUAUGGGAUUGGAUGUUUCGAUUGGAACAGCACUUGUGGCCAUGUAUGUAAAGUGUGGAUGCUUUAGUCAUGCAAAGCUUUGGUUUCAUGAGAUGCCAUGCAAAGAUGUAGUUACAUGGAAUGCCAUGGUCAACGGCUAUGCUCAGAUGGGUCAUGCCCAUAAAGCCAUGGAAACAUUUAGGCACAUGCAAUCUGUUGGGCUUAAGCUAGAUUCUAGCACCUUAGUGGGCUUGCUCCCUUCAUGUGCACUCUUAAAAGCUAUAAAUAAUGGCAAUUGCAUACAUGGCCAUGCCAUCAAGCUAGGUUUUGAAUCUGAUCUUCACGUUAUGAAUGCCACCAUUGACAUGUAUGCCAAAUGUGGGUGCAUUGGUCAUGCUGAGAAAUUAUUUGAGACCGAAUUUGUGAAGGAUGAGAUCUCAUGGAACACUAUGAUUGCAGGAUAUGCACAAAAUGGGCGACCCAAGGAUGCUGUUUCUAUUUUUUGUUGGAUGAGAGAGAAAGAGGAGCUCCAGCCCAAUUUGGUCUCCAUUGUUAACAUAAUACCAGCCUAUGCACAAUUGGCGGCCUUGAAUGAAGGAAAAACUAUCCAUUCAUACAUAGUAAAAACUGGGUUUUUCUCAAGUAUAAUAGUAAUUAAUAGUCUAAUAGAUAUGUAUUCGAAAUGUGGGCACCUGGGUAUGGCUCGAGAAAUUUUUGAUCUCAUGCCCCAUAGGGAUAUGGUGUCGUGGAAUGCUAUGUUAUCAGGAUAUGCCAUCCACGGCCAUGGCCAAGAUGCUAUUUUUCUUUUCUCUCAGAUGAGAGAGAAUUCUGUGUUGUUUGAUGACUUGUCACUCUUGAGUGUUCUAUCCGCAUGUAGGCAUGAAGGACUAGUUGAUGAAGGUUUGAGAAUUUUCGAAUCCAUGAGAUAUGAAAACUACAUUGAACCAAAUAUGGAGCACCAUGCUUGUAUGGUCGAUCUAUUGGGUCGUGCAGGUAAGAUUGAGGAAGCAUGGGCUUUUAUUCAAAGGAUGCCUAUGAAGCCUGAUGCUGGGGUAUGGGGGGCCUUAUUGGGUGCUUGUCGGAUUCAUCUCAAUGUAGAGUUAGGAGAGAGAGCAUUAUCUCACCUUGUUGAUUUAGAGCCUGAAAACCCCGCACAUUAUGUGGUUCUUUCUAAUAUUCAUGCUUCUUUAGGAAGGUGGGAUGAUGCUCAUAAGAUGAGAAUGGUUAUGCACAGUAAAAGGCUGAAGAAAAUUCCUGGUUGCAGUUGGAUUGGAGGAGAAGAUGGCAAUGGUAGAGAAGUUUAUUUGCCUGAAAGAGAGGAGGGAGGCAGGUCAUAUACUCCCUAUGAGAUUCAUUCUGAAUAA
Molecule: messenger RNA, 2778 nt
Organism: Amborella trichopoda
Lineage: Eukaryota; Viridiplantae; Streptophyta; Magnoliopsida; Amborellales; Amborellaceae
Source: RefSeq, a predicted model, not a curated record